Messenger RNA from Micropterus salmoides (largemouth bass), 4808 nucleotides. It is a transcript of the gene zdhhc5a, whose product is annotated as zinc finger DHHC-type palmitoyltransferase 5a. Bases 2271 to 4808 code for a protein of 845 amino acids. The record is from RefSeq and is a predicted model, not a curated record. Gene Ontology annotation, biological process: protein palmitoylation. The transcript has 12 exons. Gene Ontology annotation, molecular function: palmitoyltransferase activity. NCBI's taxonomy places the organism in Eukaryota, Metazoa, Chordata, Actinopteri, Centrarchiformes, Centrarchidae.
UUAUAGCGAUAAUUGUGCUGUGGGACGUCGGCAUCGGAGUUUUGUAGUAACGUUACUGGCAGUGUGUCAGUCUCUGGGAAUCUCUUGGCCACAAAUAUUAUGGAUAUUUGAGAAGAGCUCAUCAUUGUUUUGGGAUUAUCUCCACUUUGUUUUCUUCCUUUAAACUUCCGCAUUGACCCGCAGACUACAGAUGCUGGGCAUCUUAAAGAAGCACCAAAACAAGCAGUUUCCAGUUUCCUAGCUAACAGGUAACGUUUAGUGAAGCUAGCUGCCUGUAGUGAAAUACCGACAGACGUCUCGGCGGCUAACGUUAGCUAUGAAUUAGCUGGGUGCCCAGUCGCACAGCUCGUAUCGAUAAUAAUGGAUAUAACGAGUUGUCUCUGCUGUUUGUAACCCAAAGAGGAAAUAACACGACCGAGACUGCCACACCUGAUUCGCCGUUUCUGGACCCAGGGCCACGUAAAAGCUGCCACAGGUGCAGCAUCCUGACCAACCAUCAGUCCGGAUUACCCUGUUUUGUGAACGCGGCCGACCUGCUGAAGUUGAUAUUUAAUAUGCACACAAAGCGAUCCGCGUCACUGGCCGCUGAUCAGCACCGGAUGGGGACAUUUGCUUGCAUUUCGAGGUUGGGAAAGAAUACUUCAAACCUGAAAAACCUCAAAAUACAAAUGGCUCUAGGAGUCUCCCUCUCGCUCAACACAUAAAAGCCACAGUUGUUCAUAUUUUUGUUGCGGUCAUAUUUAGGACGUUGCUCAGGGGAUUGUUGUGGGAGGGUGUUAUCUAAGCCUCGGUGCUCUUCGCUGGGGAAGGAAGCAGAGGGAAAGCCUAGGAAGUCCCUGGAGAAGAGCGCAAAAAGAAAACAGCCUGUAGCUGGCAGGCCAGCGCUCACAUAACUAACAGGCACGGUUCUCCACUAACAUCACGGAACAAGGAGCCCAGUGGGGGAACUGAGGUGUUGCUGCCUGCUAGUUGGGAUAAUAUCUGUUCACACGUAACCCCCAGCGUGCUUUCUCAGCGUUUUAUUUACAUGGAUGCUAAUGGAUGUUCUGCUGGAUUCUCCCUCAGACGUUUUGGAAAGACCCGCAGCAUCACCUGUUGCUUUCUGUUGUCCAAAUCCAUCCGUGGUGCAGCUGGCAGGUAAGGUGGUUUGAAUCAGCCACCGGCAGGGCUCAGGGAUGCCCCGACACAGGAAAACCAGGCUACUCCACUGGCCCGCUUACAGACUGUUGUUUCUAACACGAGUCCUGGACUGAAAGGUUCUCUACCAGAGAGCGAGCGAGAGGUUGUCAUUUUUUUAUUUACAAGACAUUUUCUAACACUGCUGCUGAUCUCCGGGUGCUUCAAACUCUAAAUUUAAGAGAAUCUCCCUACAUUUUGCUAGCACGGCUCCAAACAGCCCGUCUCCAUUUCAGGUCUUAACCUGCACUGUUUUCUAAUUUGAAGAAAGUCACAGAGGAGGGAAAAUAAAAAGCCAAGUCGGAUUAUCAUCCCAGAAUUCUUUCAAGCUCUCCUCUCCAUUUUCCCUUUUUGUUUUUUUCAGCCUCAAUUCAUUUUUUUUUGCUGUUACAAGUCCAUCUCCUACCAAACCAGGUCUACCUCUGUCAACUCUCGCACCUCACUAACCUCCCAUUCAUAAACCACUCAAAUAAAACUGGACCAGUUCACAUCAGGUGCAAGGUUAAUCAGUUUGGCUGGAGUUCUCCGAGAGAGCGCCACACCACCUCAAAACUAAACUCAACACGUUUUUAUUUAAUCAUUCCCACGAUUUUCACCGAGCCUUUAUUCACUUAGAGAAUUUCUCCUUUUAUACUGAUAUUACUCUAGAGACAUGUAAGACUGGUCAUUUUUUUCUUGGCUAGUAGUUGUAACUGAUUGAGAUGUUGGGUAGAACAGAGUCAAUCCAGUAUCAUUUAUCUCAAGCUCUGUAAAAGAUAGCUGUCUGGACACCUCUCCUAUUUACAAUCUGUGGCUGGUUUGUUGAUCCUGCCUUCCCGCCUGGGUUUUUUUUUGGCCGAGAGGAAAACACUGGCUUUUACAGCCGAGCAACUUGUAAGCUCCUUUUAAUCUCUCUCACACACAGGAGAUCAGGAUUGACCUAAGAACCUAAGAGAACAAGUGUUUGCUCCUCCUCCCAUCUUGGUGGGAAACGUAAAGAGGAAGCCCUCAACUAUCUUUUUAUCUCUCACACCUAAAUGAACACAUAACUCUGAAUGACGAAGUCCGUCGCAUAGCAGCUGCUGACCAGACACGCGCAUCUAACACAAGAAGUGAUGCCAGGUGGCAGCAGUAAGAGUGGAGGGCGGGGUCCAUCCUCGUCACCCCUUCCCCACGGCGCCGUCCCGCCCAGCAGACCCCUGCGACCCUCCCGCUAUGUCCCGGUGUCGGCGGCCACUUUCUUCCUUGUUGGCUCCACCACGCUCUUCUUCUGCUUCACGUGUCCGUGGCUUUCAGAGCGUUUCUCAGUGGCUGUGCCCAUCUACAAUGGAGUCAUCUUCCUGUUUGUUUUGGCUAACUUCUGUAUGGCCACAUUCAUGGACCCCGGCAUCUUCCCGAGAGCCGAGGAGGACGAGGACAAAGAGGAUGACUUCCGUGCUCCCCUCUACAAGACCGUGGAGAUCAGAGGGAUCCAGGUCAGGAUGAAGUGGUGUUCAACCUGCCGCUUUUACCGGCCACCGCGGUGCUCCCAUUGCUCCGUCUGUGACAACUGUGUCGAGGACUUCGACCACCACUGUCCGUGGGUGAACAACUGCAUCGGCAGGAGGAACUACCGCUACUUCUUCCUCUUCCUCCUGUCCCUGACAGCUCACAUCAUGGCUGUGUUUGGCUUUGGCCUGCUCUUUAUCCUCUACCAUCGCCAGAACAUCGACCGCCUGCACGCCAUCGUCACGCUGGCUGUAAUGUGUGUCGCAGGCCUGUUCUUCAUCCCUGUUGCUGGCCUCACUGGUUUCCACAUUGUGCUUGUGGCCAGAGGCAGGACUACCAAUGAACAGGUGACAGGGAAGUUCAGAGGAGGUGUUAACCCCUUCACCAAUGGCUGUUGGAAGAAUGUCUCUCAUGUCCUCUGCAGCUCACUAGCACCCAGGUAUCUGGGCAGAAAGAAGUGUGUGCAGAGUGUGUGUGUGCAGCCUCCGUUUCUGCGGCCACAGCUGACGGAGGCCCAGCUGGCUGCAAAGAUCCUGGACAACGGCAUUCAGGGAGAACUGCACAGGUCCAAGUCCAGUCUGGAGAUGAUGGAGAGCCAGUCAUGUGACGCUGAGCCUCCUCCCCCUCCUAAACCAGAGCUCCGCUACCCUGGGAUCUCCAGAGGAAACACGGAGGAGUGCAGUCUACUGAACAAAGCCCCUCCCACCCCCACCAUGUACAAAUACAGGCCCACCUACAGCCCUGGCAAGAACCACACAGCGCUCACACAUGCUUAUGCCAACCAGUUAAGUCGAGGGGAGAGUGUCGGCAGUGCCAGGGACUCCUCCUCCUCCACCUCCUCCCUCCUCCAGGCCAGCCAGCAGCCCGGUUUCCGCUCGCAGCCCAGCCUGGAUAGGAGGGACACGUCAGCUGACAGAGGAGGGGGGGAGAGGAGGGAGGGAGGAAGAGAGGCGGGAGGAGGGGGCAUCCCCGGCUACUCGCUUGGCGGACGCUCGUAUCCCUCCUUCUCCGACCCCACCGUCCUAUCGGGAGUGGCGUCGCGAUCUUCCAGCUCCACGCACACCUCAGCGGGCGCCGCCCAAGUCUCCGAGGCUACCACCACCUCGACCAGCUUCAAGAGCUUAGCCAAUCAGACGCCCCCGCCUCAUCACCCGUCCCGCAACGGGAGCCUGUCGUACGACAGCUUACUGGCAGGCGGUGACGAUUUCGACAAAGGAGUGGUGGCGGGUUCGGCGGCCCCUGAGGUUUCCUCUGGGAGACCCUGCACGCCGGCAGCAGGCGGCUACAGCUCCCCCUUUCUGUUGUCACAACAGAGAAUUGCUGAGAUGCACUCCCAGUCCUCCCAGUCCUCCCAGUCGCCCCUUCACCACCACCGCUCCUCCCACCACCACCACCACCACCACCACCCCCACCCCUUCCUCCAUCGCUCCUCUUCCUCCACAUCCUCCUCCCCGCCGCCUCCUCCAGAGAGGGAGCGACUGCUGGGCGAGCCCCACGCCGGCGUUCUCCCCCCGCCUGCCAAUCAGGCCUCGGUCCCCCCCCCCUCCUCGGCCCCGCCUCCCCCACACCAUCACCACCACCACCACCACCACCACUCCCAUCACCACCACCACUCCUCCUCCUCUUCCUCUACUUCCCGCCCUCCCCGCUUCGCUGCCCCUCACGCACCACCCCACCACGCUUAUCCCUUCCGCACCCGCUCCACUGACACCCCUCUGGGCUCCUCCUCCACGACCCACCCACCCCGCUCCCCGCACCCUCCACCUCUGGGAAAGUCGCUCUCUUAUUCGAGCGCCGCCGCCGCUGAAAUGCAGUAUCGGCUGGUCCGAAAGGCGUCUGCGUCAGCUGGAGCGAACGCGGCGGGGGUAGGAGGAGGAGGAGAAAGUGGAGGAAUGGGAGGAGGAGGAGGAGGAAUACAAGCGCCGAAGGAUGAGCUGAUCCAGAUGAAACCUCUCGGUCGGACCAAUGGCGGCAAGCCCUUCUCCUCCACCUCCUCCUCCUGCUCCGCCCCUUCCUCUCCCUCUCACCCAGUCAGCGUGUCCGCCCGCCCCGGAGCGGCCUAUCCUAACUCGCCGUUGAUGCAGAGUCCCGCCCAUAAGCCCCAGGGUGGCGCGGUAAAGAAGGUGACUGGCGUCGGAGGCACGACCUACGAGAUUUCUGUGUGA